CACCUUAACUUUAACCCUAAUAUCAUAAUUUAGGUAUUUUAUUGCUAUAUAUAUUAUAUUAUAUUAUAAAGUCUAAGAUCCAGCAUAACAUAUUUAUAUUAUUUACAUCUCACUUAUUAAAUUUAUACAUUUUCUAAAAAUAUAUAAUAAAUUAUCUCAGUAAUUUUUAAUUUUAAUUACUUAAUAUUUUGUUAAUAAGUUCAGUUUAAAUGAUCUCAGUACUUAACCAUUUUAAAAUAAAUUUUAAAAUAAGCAUGAUAUACAACUAAAACAGACCUCAAUUCAAAUAAAACACGGAAGAUAUUUACAUUAUAAAAAACACACGCGAUUAAAUAUUUAAAACACACACAAAUUUUAUUUACUUCUAUUAUUUUUAAAAAAUAGAAAAUAAUUGAAUCUCAUGUGAUAACUUAAUAAUCAAGGUGUUCAUGUCCUAGGUGUGAUCUGGAUUUGAGUUGCACUAAUCACAUUUGUUAUUCGGGCUUUGUCCUGUUAUUAUAAUUUAUCAAUAGUAAUAGAUAUUACUAAUGAGUAAACCUCUAGCAAUAAGAUAAAAAACGAAUUUUUCUUUUUGUAAAAUGAAAUUUAAAUUUGGAGAGACAAAAAUACGAAUUUUAUCUUCCUCUAUUGCUUAUGUAUAUAUAAUUUAAAUAGAAAAUAAAAUAGAAUAGAAAUAUAGAGUUUUGCAUCUUUCCAUAUCUUCCAAAAAUUCUAUUUUUACUAAUAAUCUCUGCUAUUGGAUUGGAUUCUAACGAAUCGAAUCUUUCGAUAAAUUGUAAUAAAUUCUUUCUUUAUUAAAUUCAAAAAUUGAAAUAGAAAACAAGAACAAUAGAGUGAUAAGAAAAUUAAGAAUAAAGUAAAAUAAUAAAGAAAAGGAUUAUCUUAUCAUAUACACCUAUUUUAUUUGAUUUAGAAAGAUGUGCUACAUUAUUUGAGAUAAAUAUAAAAUAUUCAAAUAAAAACAAAUGUGAUCUCUAUAAGAUUUUAAAUUAUAUUUUAAUUUUAGAUUUAAUUUUAGUACAGUUGAUUUGUUUUAAAUAUAUACAAAAUGACUCCGUUUUUAAAUUUUUAUAUAUCUCAAUUCAUUUAAUUUUCAGUUUUUAAAAAUAUCAUUAUAAUUUUAUCAUAAAAGAGAUAAUGUCAAAAAAUAAAUUCUGAGUAUUAUAAAAAAUAUCAUAUUUGCAUCUUAAUUUAUUUAUUUUAACUAAUCUACUUUUCCAUUAAUUACUUUAUUCAUUUUAAUAUUUAGAUUAAAGUUAAAAAAUUUCUUACAUAAUUUAAUUGAAAUUAUUUUUUAUUGCUCCUUUGAAAAUAUAGUUUAAAGUUCAAAAUUUAAAAAUAUUUAUCAUAAGCAAGGGCGUAGCUAGGGGCUGGUAGGGGCCCCGGCCCCCUAAAAUAGAAAAAAUUUUAUUUAGGUCUUUUAAUUUUUUUCUAAAAAUAAUAAAAAUUUGAUUUAAUCCUAAAGAUAUAUGUUAUUCAAAUGAUGAAAUUACAUUUCUACUAUCGUAAAAAUUAAAAGUAUUUGGGUGAUGAUGGAUGGGGCUUUCUCAUCUCCUGUUUUUCCUCAUUAAAACGAAAAGAAAAAAGAAAAACCCAAAUCUAUUGCCAUUUGUGAGCCUGAACAUGGAGACAUUUGAAGUAUAGCAAUUACUGGGGCAAUUUAUCAAAAAAAGCCGGUUUUUUUCAAAAUUACCGAAAUGGGCUGAUUUUUUUAUUAUUUACCGGAAUGGGCCAUUUUUCGGGAAAUCGCGUCCACGUCAGCGCUAUGUCAGGGUACGUGUCAGGACAUCGCGUCCACGUCAGCGCGACCUGCUGACGUGGAAGGAAAUCAUGUCCUUGAGGGAGCGAUUUCCUUCCACGUCAGCAGGUCGCGGACGCGAUGUCCUGACACGUGGCGCGUUCUUGGGGACGUGAUUUUGACGCAUUUUUCACGUUUGGUUUUUUUGGCUUUUAGGGUUUAGGGUUCAGGCUUUUUAGGGUUUUUAGGUCCCGGAAUAAAUUAUUUCGAGUUGACGUUUCUGGUCAAAUAGUAUAAAAUCAGCUCUACCAGGAUGCUAUUUGAGAAUAAAAUGUGAAAUCGCGCCCUCGUGGACGCGAUUUUGCUACAGUAGGUCAUGUAAGAAAUAAAUUUUUUUGACGUUUCUGAGCAAAUAGUAUAAAAUCGCCUCUACUAGGAUGCUAUUUGAGAAGAAAUUGUGAAAUCGCACCCUCGUGGACGCGAUUUUGCUACAGUAGGUCAUGUAAGAAAUAUUUUUUUUUGACGUUUCUGAGGAAAUAGUAUAAAAUCGCCUCUACCAGGAUGCUAUUUGGUAAGAAAUUGUGAAAUCGUGCCCUCGUGGACACGAUUUUGCUACAGUAGUAAGUUUGGGCUGAGGCUAUAAAUUAGGCAGAAAAUGUUCUUAGAAUGCAUAAGUCAUAGCAGAAACAAUUUAGAGAGGUUAAGAAAGUUAGAGUUUCAAAAUGAGUGAACGUAUUAGUGCUGUUAUUUACUACGAUGGUGAGGUUUGCCACACCGAGAAUGGUGUUGUUUUUUUGUCGGAGAAUACGGUGCGACUGUCAUUUAACCAGAACAUAGAUUUGAUAGAACUUCGUAAAAGAAUUAGGCAUAAAAUCUUCGGAACGACGCCAAUGAAAGUUCUGUCAAUCACAUAUCGAUUUUGUUCUUGUGUUGAUCCGGUGACAUAUGACUCGUUCGACAUAAAAGGUGCUCGUAGCUUCGAGGCAAUGGUGCAGACUCAUCUUGCUAGUGGAGCAACUUAUAUUGAGUUAUAUGUACAAUUUACGUUGCCAACUGAUGUACUUUCGUCCGGUGUUCGAGAUGUAUACACGACCCCUGGCCGACACUCGGUUAGCGGGUUACAAAAUAAGGAACAGCCCAUGUUCGAUAGCGGCGUCGAAUGCACAUCCCCCGCAAGACACUCUGUCGGUGGAUGGGACAUGUACGUCGGUGGCUCGAUGUUUGAUGCUGGAAAUACGUAUUGGGGAACUGCAUCAAGUUCUAGUGGAUGGCAAUCUACAUCCAAUUGGGGACGUUAUCAAAUGCCCAGAAGAAGGGAUGACAUACUACCUACGACGUCAACCAGUGAGGGGACGUCGUACGCUGCAGAUGAUUGUGGGUUAGAAGAUGACUCCGAUGUGGAUCCACCUCGAGAGCCCGGGCCGGAUGGUGCAGAAGUGGGAUUAUUUUCUGAACCGAAGCCGAUUCCAACAGAGGGUGAAGAUGCUGAAAGGAGUUCAGAUGAAGAAGAAAAUCCAUGAUUCAGAGCAUACUCACCUCCAGCCCACAUGCAUAAUGUUGAUCUGUCAGCGGAUGAUGCGUUAGAGUUUCCAGAUCUACCACACCGAUUGCGCGAUCGUACAAGUUCGGGGGUAGAUUUUGGUGAACUUGAAGUUGGUAAUCAGUUUACCAAUAAAGAUAGCUUUAUUGGUGCUUUGAAACAGCAUAGCAUCAAAAACGACGUUAAUAACCAUGCCGUUAAAUCAAAAUCUGAUAAGUUUGAGGCGAAGUGCGCGGUGCAAGACGACACAUGUUCAUGGAAAAUCGUCGCCUCGUUAAGGAAAAGGACAGGGUUGUGGGAGAUAAAAAAAAGUACAAAGUUCCACAUACAUGUGCUGCAGGUGUUUCACAAGAUCAUCCCAAAAUGGAUUCAACUAUGUUAGCUAGCUUGAUACUACCCACGAUAAAAGUAGAUCCUAGGACUUCAGUGCCGGUGAUAAUUGCCAAUAUCCAUAGCCAAAUGGGGUAUACGCCCUCUUACCGCAAGGCUUGGAUAGCUAAGCAGAAGGCGUUGGAGAAGAUGCAUAGUGGGUGGGACACCUCAUAUAAUGAAAUAUGGCAGUGGUGUCAGGUGCUAGAGAGAUACGUCCCAGGUGCCAUCACAGACCUUGAAACGGAACAUGAGUACUACAACGGCCGAUUGCUACGUGGAUGCCAAGUGUUCAAACGCUUAUUUUGGACCUUUAAGCAAUGCCGAGACGUAUUUCCAUACUGCAAGCCGUUGGUACAAAUUGACGGUACCUUCAUGUUCGGUAGCUAUACUCAUCGGCUAUUGGUUGCAGUGGCACAGGACGGCGGUGGGACAAUUCUUCUAAUUGCAUUUGCAAUAACACCAGGAGAGUCGUCUGAUGACUAGGAUUUCUUUCUUUCGAGGUUAAGGAGGCAUGUGUGCCCCCAACCUGAUAUCUGUGUUAUUUCAGAUCGGGGCACCGGUAUACUGGCUGCAUUUGAUCGAGAGGGAAGCUUGUGGCAGCGUACACACCAUAGAUAUUGCCUAAGACACGUUGCUUCGAACUACUACAGGCAAUAUCCAUCUAAGAGCGAAUGACAACAAGUGACCAACAUGGGUAUUUAGUCUAUAACUGUAUUAUUUCGUUUGUCAAUUUGAAUUAGUUUUAUUGGUAGAAGUGGUAUAAAAUAUUCACUAUGAUCUUAUAUUGGCAGGGUAUGAAAUAAAUAAAGAUCAUUUUGCCGAGAUGUUGGCAAUUUUACGAUCUCAGAACGGAGAAGGGGCAGACUACAUUUGUAACAUACGUUUCGAACAGUGGGCACAAGCAUACAACGGAGGCCUACGAUAUGGCCAUAUGACGUCGAACCUGGCAGAAUGCAUAAAUUCUGUUCUUAAAGGAACACGCCAUCUACCGAUAACAUCGGUUAUGCGAGAGACAUAUUUUCGUUUGGCGACGCUAUUUCCAAAGCGAGCAGCAACUUAUGCAGGCCAGAUGCAGGGUGGUCAUGUAUGGUGCAGUAAGGUAGUUCAAGAAAUUAACAAGACGAAGGCGAGGGCAAACAUCAUGCACACAGUGUGUCACGAUCGAGACAAUUUAUGGUUUCGCGUGACGGAGUUUGACAGACCGCACCAAGGUGUUGUUGGGGGCAAUAUCGUGUACACUUGCGAAACAGGACUUGUGAUUGUGGGAAGUUUGAUGCACUUCGUUAUCCAUGCGUUCAUGUUAUUGCAGCUUGUCAGAAACUCCGUCUGGAUCCGAUGAGUUAUGUGGACGAAGUGUACAAAUUAGAAAACAUGUACAACAUAUAGAAACACGUUUUCCCACCGGUCCCAGAUGAACGUAAGUGGCCGCCCGUAUCUCUUGCUCCUUUUAAGCUGUUACCGGAUAGAGAAUUGUGUCGCAAACAAAAGGGUCGACCUUGCUCCACUAGAAUACGGAACAAUAUGGAUAUCCGAGAAACAGCCAGUCAACAGAAGUUGUGCGGAUGGUGUAGGAACCCAGGCCAUACAAGUCGGUCAUGCCCUAAUGCAAUAGUUGAAUGUAAUUUUAGAAAAAAAUUAUUUUAUUCAAUUAUUAAUUGAUAAUUGUAUUAA
Gossypium raimondii (Peruvian cotton) is the source of this 5321-nucleotide messenger RNA. RefSeq lists its product as uncharacterized. Lineage: Eukaryota; Viridiplantae; Streptophyta; Magnoliopsida; Malvales; Malvaceae. The record is from RefSeq and is a predicted model, not a curated record. The transcript has 2 exons. The coding region runs from base 2461 to 3258 and encodes 265 amino acids.